This is a messenger RNA of Neurospora tetrasperma FGSC 2508, 306 nucleotides long. RefSeq lists its product as uncharacterized. NCBI's taxonomy places the organism in Eukaryota, Fungi, Ascomycota, Sordariomycetes, Sordariales, Sordariaceae. The transcript is spliced from 4 exons. The record is from RefSeq and is a predicted model, not a curated record. The coding region runs from base 1 to 306 and encodes 101 amino acids.
AUGAUGGGUUUUGGUGUGAAGAAAAACGUAGGAACUCUCGGAAAACGUGGGGCAAGAACAGACGAGGGGUGUGCGAUGGGUGGUCAAACAAGAGCAGGGAUUGGCCAGUCAGACAUUCACAUGAAACUCCACCCGCUGUACAUUCAAGGCUUAGACGUGGUUAACGCGAGACUUCCAUACAAUGUCUUCGAAACAAGGGAGAGAAUAGGGAAUUUCGACCCUCCUAUUGAUCCAAACCACGCCAAAGAGGCGGGCAAUAACGAACCAGAUGCUGUUGGAGCCGGGAAUGCCAUCAAACCAGCCUGA